Serinus canaria (Common canary) is the source of this 2966-nucleotide messenger RNA. It is a transcript of the gene FUBP1, whose product is annotated as far upstream element binding protein 1. Bases 102 to 2039 code for a protein of 645 amino acids. The transcript is spliced from 20 exons. Gene Ontology annotation, molecular function: mRNA binding. Gene Ontology annotation, biological process: regulation of DNA-templated transcription. The record is from RefSeq and is a predicted model, not a curated record. Lineage: Eukaryota; Metazoa; Chordata; Aves; Passeriformes; Fringillidae. Gene Ontology annotation, cellular component: cytoplasm; nucleus.
UAGCACGAUGCCGCGCAGGAAUGUGAAAGGCGCGCGCCCGCCGCCAUUUUCUCUCUUUCUUGGCAGACAGCGGCAGCGGCCGGAGCGGCGCCGGGGAGGCCAUGGCGGACUAUUCCACGGUGCCCCCUCCUGCCGCGGGCGCGCCCGGGGGAGGUGGCGGCGGGGCUGGAGGAGUGAACGAUGCCUUUAAAGACGCGCUGCAGAGGGCUAGGCAGAUUGCGGCGAAAAUUGGAGGAGAUGCUGGCACAGCAAUGAAUUCAAACGACUACGGUUAUGGAGGGCAGAAAAGACCUCUUGAGGAUGGAGAUCAACCAGAUGCUAAGAAAGUUGCUCCCCAGAAUGACUCUUUUGGAAAUCAGCUACCACCGAUGCAUCAGCAGCAAAGGUCUGUGAUGACUGAGGAGUACAAAGUUCCAGAUGGGAUGGUUGGAUUCAUAAUUGGCAGAGGUGGAGAGCAGAUCUCACGCAUACAGCAAGAGUCUGGCUGUAAAAUACAGAUUGCACCUGAUAGUGGAGGCCUGCCUGAAAGAUCAUGUAUGCUAACUGGGACACCAGAGUCUGUUCAGUCAGCAAAAAGAUUGCUUGAUCAGAUAGUUGAAAAGGGAAGACCUGCACCUGGAUUUCAUCAUGGUGAUGGACCUGGAAAUGCAGUCCAAGAAAUUAUGAUUCCAGCAAGUAAAGCAGGAUUAGUUAUUGGGAAAGGUGGCGAGACAAUUAAACAAUUACAGGAGCGAGCAGGUGUCAAAAUGGUCAUGAUUCAAGAUGGGCCACAGAACACUGGUGCAGACAAGCCCCUUAGGAUAACUGGAGACCCUUAUAAAGUUCAGCAAGCCAAGGAAAUGGUGCUGGAGUUAAUUCGUGAUCAAGGUGGCUUUAGAGAGGUGCGCAACGAAUAUGGGUCAAGAAUAGGAGGAAAUGAAGGGAUAGACGUUCCAAUACCACGAUUUGCUGUAGGUAUUGUAAUUGGAAGAAAUGGAGAGAUGAUUAAAAAGAUCCAGAAUGAUGCUGGUGUUAGGAUCCAGUUCAAGCCAGAUGAUGGAACAACUCCAGAUAGAAUAGCCCAGAUCACAGGGCCUCCUGACAGAUGUCAGCAUGCUGCAGAAAUUAUUACAGAUCUCCUUCGCAGUGUUCAGGCUGGUAACCCUGGUGGACCAGGACCUGGUGGUCGAGGAAGGGGUAGGGGCCAAGGCAACUGGAACAUGGGGCCUCCUGGUGGAUUACAGGAGUUCAAUUUUAUUGUCCCUACUGGCAAAACUGGAUUAAUCAUUGGAAAAGGUGGUGAAACUAUUAAAAGUAUAAGCCAACAGUCUGGUGCUAGAAUAGAACUUCAGAGAAAUCCUCCACCUAAUGCCGAUCCAAACAUGAAGAUGUUUACUAUCCGUGGAACACCCCAGCAAAUAGAUUAUGCACGACAGCUUAUAGAAGAAAAGAUUGGAGGUCCAGUGAAUCCAUUGGGUCCACCUGUUCCCCAUGGUCCCCAUGGUGUUGUUCCUGGCCCGCAUGGACCUCCUGGGCCACCGGGUCCUGGUGCUCCCAUGGGACCGUAUAAUCCAGCUCCUUAUAACCCAGGCCCUCCUGGUCCUGCACCUCAUGGUCCUCCAGCUCCAUAUGCUCCGCAGGGAUGGGGAAAUGCUUAUCCGCACUGGCAGCCACCAAACCCACCAGACCCAGGUAAGCCAGGAACAGAUCCCAAUUCAGCAGCGUGGGCAGCUUAUUAUGCUCACUAUUAUCAGCAGCAAGCACAACCACCACCUGCAGCCCCUCCUGGUGGACCAGCUACAACCCAAACCAAUGGACAAGGAGAUCAGCCAAAUCCAGCACCAGCAGGGCAGGUUGACUAUACCAAGGCCUGGGAGGAGUACUACAAAAAAAUGGGUCAAGCUGUUCCUGCCCCUGCUGGGGCUCCUCCGGGCGGGCAGCCAGAUUACAGCGCAGCGUGGGCUGAGUACUACAGGCAGCAGGCAGCGUACUACGCUCAGACAAGUCCACAGGGAAUGCCACAGCAUCCUCCAGCACCACAGACAUUUAAUCAUCACUGAAGAAAAGGAAUUGAGAUACUCUGAUCUCCUCACUAUAGCUUCUCUCCAGUGAACACUUACAUGCUCAAAGAAGCCUGUGGUUUGCAAGCUGCAAUCAAGACCCCCUUUCAGAGGAUAUCCCAGAGUACUUUAUCUGUUCAUGGAGGAAGUGACUGGGAGCUGUCAGAGUACUGAUAAUCCAGAUCUCUAUACUGUGAGCAGCCCUGGGACUGGUAUGUGGGACGGCCCAUUAAGGGAAUUAGAGAAAUCUUUAUUUGAAAUUUGUAAGGGAAAAAAAAUUUAGAAUUUAAGUAAAUUAACUGCUGAAUUCUUAAGAAAAAUGUUUACUGCAAAUUUUGACAACCACUGGUCAGCAGGUACAGCUUCAUGUUAAAAAAAUUAUUUUGAGGUGAAGAAUUUGUAAAUUAUUUCAUAUUACUGGAUAAAUAAAUGCAUAAGCAUAAGGAAUGGAGAUGUGAACUAAUCUUCAGUUAGAACACCUAAGUGACUUCAUGGAGUUCACUCUCCUUCAGUUUCUUCACUCUUCUCCUUCACUAGAAUCCCUUGCCCCAGACAAAAAAGAAAAAAGUGCAUUAUUGACAUAAUGGCAAGGUUGUUGGUGUGAAACAACAGCAGUUUAUUGGAGGUGGAGAUGAAAAAGUAAACUACAAAAUGGGUAUCUGCCUAAACCUAGAACUCUCUCAAUAUGGACCAGUUGGGAAUUUGUGUGUUUCAGCUUUCUAGAAGUUCUGUGUUGUUGGUUUUGUUUAAGUUUGUUUCUGUAGAAUAUAAAUGUCCUGAAUGUUUUUGAAAUAUAAUCCAAAUGGUGAUCUAGAGCUGUUUUUCUGAGACUGUUCAUGCAUAAUUAUACUCUGUUAAAGCUAGCAAAUUCCUAUAAAUAAUAUUUUCCACAUUUUUAUGGAAGAUUAAAAUUUCAUUUAUUGUUAA